Messenger RNA from Brenthis ino (lesser marbled fritillary), 3378 nucleotides. The record is from the annotation of a GenBank genome assembly. Lineage: Eukaryota; Metazoa; Arthropoda; Insecta; Lepidoptera; Nymphalidae.
AUGGAAGAAAACAGUAAAAAACGAAGUAGAAAAACUAAAUUAGUGCCGCGGCAGUAUUUAGAUUCCGAUGACGAAAAUAUAGCUGCUAUGCAGCAAGAAAUUGAAACGGAGUUAGCAAAUUUAAAAAGGCAGUCGCUAUUGAAAAAAUUGAGCUCCAGCAGUUCUCAAUGUAAAAAAGACCAACAGUUCUCUGUUAAAGUUGAAAUCGAAGAAUAUGAUGAAGAAUUGACUGAUGAAGAAAUCUUUUCUUCGACUAACAAUGAUCCUGUGCCUGUAAAGGAUGAGGAAGUAAUAUCACUUGUUCCCACAGUAGUAAAUCCAGGAAAUUCAGAAAUUGUACGAGACAUUAACAUAAGAAUUGAAUCAGUUAGAAGUCUUCAAAACGUUGAUAAAAUAGAAGUGACAUGCUAUAAAAUAACAAAAAUUAUGAUUAAAAAAGAAUUUGAAAUCUUCUCGAAAACUACAGUUAGUUAUGCUGACAAAUUACUUGAAAUCCACAUGAGGAAUUAUUUUGGACAAGACAUCUCUGAAGUUAAACUUAAUAAAACAGAAAUAAAGAUACAAGAAGCUAUAACGAAAUGGGGAGCAUGGAUGACCUGUUAUCCAUUAGUUCGAGACACACCGUUAAUGUAUGUUUGUUACAUAUGUGAAAUGGCAUGGUGGUAUUUACAUGAUUUGAAAGAACAUAUAAAAUACCAUGAUAAAUUUGGGAUAGUUUUAUGUACUGAAGGUCAUAAUAGCUAUAUUGUUGCUCGUAAUAAUAGAAAAAUGGGAGAUUGCAAUGUACCCAUAGAAAGUAACUGUUGGAGAUGCGGUAAAGAUAUAUUGUAUCACAGACACAAUUCCUUCAUAUGUGAUGGCUGCGACAAAUCUUUUCAAACAUGUUUACUUUUAACCAUGCAUGAAGGGUAUUGUGAAGGGAACAGGAAGUUUUAUCAAAGAGCCUCCAAGGAUAGAUAUCUAGAAUUUAAAUGUCCGGUUUGUCCGUGGAAACACUGGAAAGAGGAGGAAUUGCUACGACAUCAAAACGGACUUCACUCGGUUAGAUCAGAUCUUCCCGUGCCUUUGAAACCCAAGAAGUGCGGGAAGUGUAAAAAAUAUAUCCACAAUUACAAUGUACAUGAUUGCGUAACCAAGCCUUUGAAGGAGUCCUGUGGGUUUUGUUUUAAAAAGUUCCAAAGCAAACCUAACUUGUUGUUACAUUAUUGGAUAACACCUAACAAUUUUAAGUGUAGAGUCUGCGGAAAACUUUUAAAGAAGGAUUGUGUGGAGUUCAAGCAUCUAUUGGAGCAUACAGAUAACUAUAAAUUGUUGUACAUGUGUUUGGUAUGCAAAGAUUCACUAUGUUUUUUUGAUCUGCACUCGGCAAAGAACCACACAAGUAAAUGUCAUAAUAAUAAAGAAAAAACAAAUGAAGAUUACUGUCCGGUGGUGAUACCUAAGAGUCUUCUACAAAUAGUGGAACCAAUGAAAGUUUUUGUACCUGUCCUUGAAGAAAAUGAUACAACGCAUGAAGACCAAGAAGUUGAUACCGCAUUCCAAGGCCUUUUUCGAUAUUUAAACAAAAACGCUGAGCAGAACACGCCACAGAACAACGAAACUGUAAACCAAAAAAAUAAAGACCUUCAAAAUAAUAUUCAAAUAACAAUAAUAAACAAAAAUACCGUUCGAAAGAUAAUGAACAGUGUUGAGAGUAAAGAAAUACCAGAGAUAAUAAAAAAUAUCAAAAAGGAAAAUAUAGAUGAUGUAAACAACAGUAAUGAAACUACAUUGCAAGCGCAUAAUUAUAACAAUAGCUUGCACAUUAACAAAAAUAACGAUGGUCUGCAUAAGACGUUGAAUACUUAUAGCCGGACUAAAAGCAAAAAAAAUUUACAAUUAACAGAUGUUGGAGAUGGUAUAAAAGAAGUAGUAAGCACAGAUGUACCAAAAAUUAAAGAAGAGCCCAUGGAUAUUGAUGAAAUUAACGGGAUUAAUGAAAUUAACGAUAUUGGCUUAAUUGAUAAUAAUAAAAAUAACGAUAAUAAUAUAAAUAAUGAAAUGAAUGAUGAUGUUAUUCUGAAAUCAGUGUUGCAACAUAUAGAUGAAUUACCGGUCAAUUUUGAGAUAAAGGAGGAAAAGGACGAUAUGUACGAAGACGAUAUAAUACUUUUGAAUGAAAAUGUUUUAAAUUCAACAAAAUCAUGUAAAAAAUUGCCAAGGAAAAGAAAAAACAACAAUAUUUCCAAAAAAAAAAAUAUGGAGAAAUAUAUGUGGAUAGUACACAAUCCGAAAUCCCAUUAUUCAUGCACGAAAUGCAACAAAACGUAUAUUUCAUACAAAAAGUAUUUAAAUCAUUUCGUUAAACAUGAUUACGAACCGUUAACAUGCCCAAAAUGUAUGAAGCAAAUAAAAAGUGAACUCCAAUUAUGGAGACAUGUGAAUUAUCAUAUAAAAUCUAGUUUUGUUCGUGUGCAUUCCAUCGAAAAUGAUUCAUCGGAUAGAAGUGUUUACCAGUGUAGAGAGUGUCAUCUAGUGCUCAGUUAUAGUGAUUUCUUCCAGCAUUGGGAAAGUCAUCUGGAUAUUAAAUCCGUUGAUGUAGCAACAGAACUCAGUGUGAAUAUGGAUGGAAAGCCCAAUUUGAAGGAGAUGAUCAACCCCACAAUGCCGAAAGUAACCAUUCGAAAAUAUGAAACACUAAAAAAAAAUAUCCCAGCUAAAACAUCAUUACAGCGUUUUCCUGAAUACAGUGCUCGGGCGAAUGCACCAGAGAACGCUUCAGCUCAACAAUCAAUAAGCUAUGCGUCGAUUGUUUUUGAACCUGAUGUACAUCAAGAAAAUUCUCCAUGGGACAAUUUGACUAUACAGACGGAUGUUGCAGAAGUGUCCGUGGGCUCAACUUUGAGCUUACCAAUAAAAACAAAAACUUCAACAGCUCUGAGAAAGGCUGUAGAUAACGCUUCAAAUCAAGAAAUUUUCGCCUUACUAAAAACAAGGAAAACAAAAACUGCAGCAGAAUGCAGUCGGGAAUAUAGGGCUAGGAAAAAGGCUCUAAAGAACGCUGCAAACCAAGUAUCUUCUGCGUUACCAAAAAAAGCAAAAACUUCAGCAGCACGUAGUUGUGAAUACAGAGGUCGGAAAAAGGCUCUAAAAAACGCUGCAAAUCCAGAAUGUUCCGCCAAGCCAUUAAACACAUUACCAAGAAAAAGAAAAACUGCAGCAGAAUGCUGUCGUGAAUACAGAGCUCGGAAAAAGGCUCUAAAAAACGCUGCGAAGCUGGACUCUAUAAUCUCACCAUCUUUUGAACAAGAUGCUGUUCAAAAUACAUCGGAAAUUAAGAUAGAAGUUUUACCUAAAAAUAUAAUUUGUAUCAUGCCUAAGACAUCCGAUGUCCAAUUA